Protomyces lactucae-debilis is the source of this 1665-nucleotide messenger RNA. Its product is annotated as permease for cytosine/purines, uracil, thiamine, allantoin-domain-containing protein. The record is from RefSeq and is a predicted model, not a curated record. Gene Ontology annotation, biological process: nucleobase transport; transmembrane transport. Bases 1 to 1665 code for a protein of 554 amino acids. The transcript has a single exon. NCBI's taxonomy places the organism in Eukaryota, Fungi, Ascomycota, Taphrinomycetes, Taphrinales, Protomycetaceae. Gene Ontology annotation, cellular component: plasma membrane. Gene Ontology annotation, molecular function: nucleobase transmembrane transporter activity.
AUGGACGUGCUCCGCAGUUUCAAUGCACGCAUCAUUCUGAAAGCUGAGAAGGAACACCCCUUGGGAUCACACUGGAUAAACGAAGAUGUAAAGCCACUGCCGCCCUCACGUCGUACGUGGGGUGUUUGGUCAUUCGUGUCCUUCUGGGCCAUCAACAAUCUCGUCAUUUACUCGUGGACCACUGGCUCGACCUUGAUCGGCCUUGGUUUGUCUGUCUGGCAAGCCAUGCUCGCUGUCAUCAUUGCACGCAUCAUCAUUAUCCUCAUUGCCGUCUUUAACGGUUACGUCGGUGCUGAGUGGCACAUUGGCUUUGCUGUUCUAUCACGAUUUGUCUGGGGCUUCUGGGGCUCUUUUGUUCCUCUCGUACAGCGCAUCAUCUUGUCUAUGGUGUGGAUGGGUGUUCAAGCAUGGACUGGCGGGCUCUGCAUUUCCGCCAUGCUCAGUGCCAUUUUCCCUUCCUAUCAGAACAUGAGGAACACUAUGCCAGCAUCAGCCAAUAUGCAGACGAAGCAAUUCGUCGGCUUUGUCAUCUUCAAUUUGAUGACUUGCGCCGUCAUUUGGAAACCGGUUGAAAAGACUCGAUGGCUCUUCUUUGCCUUCAAUAUUGUCACCUUCUUGACCAUGCUAGGUCUCCUGGCUUGGUCUGUCGACACGGCUGGCGGUGUAGGAAGGCUUCUCUCAGCCCCAGGCAAGACACAAGGGAGCUACGAAACUGGAUGGGCUAUUGUCAAGGCCAUCUCGAGCGUUAUUGGCAGUAUUGCUGUUGGACUGACCAACCAACCAGACUACUCGCGCUUUGCAACGAAGCCCGGUGACCAAGUCCAUGGUCAAAUCUUCUCCAUCUUCUUCUUUGGCACCAUCGUUCCUUUCCUUGGAUGCGUCACAGCUUCAGCAACCCAGCAAAUCUAUGGCGAAAUUGUUUGGAACCCGCCCGACAUUCUUGCUCGCAUCCUCGAUGACAAUUACACGUCCAAGGCCCGUGCAGGUUGCUUCUUUGCAGCCGUAGGUCUCACACUUUCCCAAUUAGCCAUCAACUGUAUCGAUAAUGCCUUUUCUGGUGGUUUUGACUUGGCAGGCUUGUUUCCAAGGUACCUCAACAUUCGCCGAGGCGCUUACUUGACGCUUGUUAUCGCCAUCUUGUUUCAACCUUGGCAGCUGCUUUCCAGUGCAUCUGUCUUCCUGUCCGUUCUCGGGGUCUAUUCUACCUUCCUAGGACCUAUGGUAGGCAUCAUGAUCACCGACUAUUGGUUCAUCAGGCGUCGCAGGGUGAAGCUGAGUGACUUGUACAAACCGAGUCCCAGCUCCAUCUACUGGUUUACCAAGGGUUUUAACUACCGCAGCUUUGUCGCUUGGAUCCUUGGCUUUAUCUUUCUUCUGCCGGGCUUCGUGCACAACGUCAAUACCAAGAUCCAUGUGCCAGAAGCCUUCAAGAACUUAUACUACCUUUCUUUUCCCCUUGGCUUUGCCAUUUCGGCCACAGUCUUUUAUGGCCUCAACAGUUUCUUCCCUCCAGCUGGACUAGGAGAGAUUGACGAAUUUGACAUGUUUGGUACAUUCACCGAGACUGAAGCACGUCGACUUGGUGUGAAUCCGUUGACCCUCACCGCAGUCGAUUUUCCCAGCAAGCUGAUCACCGGUUCCACCACAUCUGAGAAGACAAUUUAG